CGUCAGCCGUUGGCCCUCCUUACCGUCGUCGUCAACUCCUCUGUCUCCUCUGUUCAUCUAGCUUAUGGACCACUGGAAAGAAAACUGAAAGCUAUAAGCUUUUGGGUGUUAGAAAAGCGUCGUCUUAGAAGCAAGCCAUGGCCUCUCUCCCCUGUUCUCAGAGCUCCUCUUCUGCUUCUAGAAAGGGAUAAGACUUGGUUUGCAAGAGCUCGUGGUGAUUCUUGGUUCCUCCUCUAUUCGACUCCUGACGGUCGGAACUCGGAUGAUCUUUUCUCGGUGACACCGGAGAUUUAGAGAGCUUAAAAGUGCGUCCUUUCCGUUUAUUGGUUUAAUUUCUUCGUUCAUAGAGACCCAGAGGUUGGAGGGCGAUCGUCGGUAGAUUCUUUCCGCGUUUGGUUGGCUUUAGAGCGAUGUGUGGGUCCAAGGUAAUUGAUGAGGCGGAGAUGAACAAGGAGAGAGCCGUAAGGUUCUAUUCUGAUGAAAAGGACCAGGCUAAACCCAUGUACCACAUACAAAGACCUGGUAGAAUUGAUGCUAGUAUACCAUGGGGAAGAAGCUUUGGAAGGUCAAGGGUAUUCCCUGAGUGUGACAAGUCAUGGCAAAAGCAGAUACUGGAUCCUGGAAGCCAUGUUAUGCUGAUAUGGAACCGGGCUUUUCCUGCAUGCUUGGUUUCUCUUUUUAUAGAUCCUUUGUUCUUUUACUUGCCUUUGAUUGAACCCCAUACAUAUUACUCAUGUGUUAAAAUGGACCGACACCUGAACAUUACCAUCACUUGUGUGCGGUCACUUGUCGACUUAUUCUAUAUCUUGCACAUCAUUGUAAAAUUUCACACUGCGUUUGUGGCCCCAAGCUCCAGAGUAUUUGGGAGGGGAGAGCUUGUCAUGGAUCCAAGAGAGAUUGGAAGGAGAUAUAUGAGAUCAGAUUUCUUCAUUGACUUUGCAGCAGCCUUGCCUGUUCCACAGAUUGUCAUCUGGUUGGUGAUGCCUGCAAUAAGAAACCGUGAUGCCAAUCAUAAAUAUACUGCCUUGGCACUGAUUAUUCUCAUUCAGUAUAUGCUUAGAUUAUAUCUCAUAUUUCUUUUAAGGAAUCAAAUUAUUAAAUCUGCUGGGGUUGUUACAAAAACUGCUUGGGCAGGAGCUGCAUACAAUUUACUACUAUUCAUGUUAGCAAGCCAUGUCAUAGGAGCUGUUUGGUAUCUUUUGUCAAUCAGCCGGCAGAUUACAUGCUGGAAAUCAGAAUGCCAGAUGGAGAAUAUGAAUGGAACAACUUGUGAUCUUAAAUUUCUAGAUUGUGACAUUUCAAACGGGAAAGCUCGCCAACUUUGGGCAACUAAAACAAAUGUUUUCUCAAACUGUGAUGCAAAUAAUCAAAGCAUCACUUUCAACUAUGGCAUAUUCAGUAAUUCAUUGAAAAAUGAUGUCGUCUCCGCAGACUUCAUUGAGAAAUACUUCUAUUGCCUUUGGUGGGGCUUGCUUAAUUUGAGCUCAUAUGGCCAGACUCUGACACCAAGCACCUUCAUUGGUGAAACGACAUUUGCCAUAUUGAUAGUUAUCAUUGGUCUUGUCUUGUUUGCUCUGUUGAUCGGCAACAUGCAGACCUACCUGCAAUCUAUUACCAAAAGGGUUGAAGAGUGGAGGCUGAAGCGAACAGACACUGAAGAGUGGAUGGAACAUCGCCAACUCCCUCAUGACUUGCGGGAACGUGUCCGAGGGUUUGUUCAGUACAAGUGGCUUGCAACACGGGGAGUAGAUGAAGAGAGUACUCUGCAAGCUUUACCUGCAGAUCUUCGUCGAGAUAUUAGACGUCACCUAAGCUUAGACCUUGUUCGCCGUGUCCCUUUCUUCUCAGAGAUGGAUGAUCAGCUCCUUGAUGCCAUAUGUUUGCGUCUUGUAUCCUGGCUGAGCACAGAAGGCACCUGCAUAGUUCGUGAGGGUGACCCUGUGACGGAGAUGCUUUUCAUAAUCCGUGGAAGAUUAGAGAGCUCCACCACUGAUGGGGGCAGAACAGGUUUCUUCAACUCCAUUAUUCUUAGACCUGGUGAUUUCUGUGGUGAAGAGCUGCUCACAUGGGCACUGCUUCCCAAGUCCAACGUCAACCUGCCCUCUUCCACCCGGACUGUGAGAGCUCUUGUUGAAGUAGAGGCCUUCGCCUUACGAGCAGAGGACCUCAAGUUUGUUGCUAACCAAUUUAAAAGAAUGCACAGCAAGAAGCUGCAGCACACAUUCCACUUCCAUUCCCACCAUUGGAGGACAUGGGCUGCCUGCUUCAUCCAGGCAGCAUGGCGUCGGUACAAGAGAAGAAAAAUGGCUAACGAUCUGAAUAGGUGGGAGUCGUUCUCCUCCAUACCUGAUGACUAUGAGCAAACAACCAAUGAGUCUGGACAUGAGGAUGAGUUCUUUAGCAGCUCUGUCAAUCCUUCCCAUCCUGUCAAGAAUCUGGAGGCCUUGAAAUCAGCAUCUAAUUUAGCUGCAAGUUUUAGGAAGUCUCAGACGGUGAAGGCUAUUGACAUGCCCACCAAGUUCCUGAAGCCAAGUGAACCCGACUUCUCUGCUGAUCCCUAUGAUUAGUAUCUCAUAUUGAGCAUUAUGCUCAUAACACAGAAUUACUUAUGAUCAUAGCUGCUACAAUUCCGCUUCUGCUUGUGUUGCAUUGGUAGGUUCCCAGCAAACAGUAAGAUGUUCAGCGCAGUCUAAAUCAUAGUACACUCAAGCCUUGCUGAGAGCCCUGGUAUUUGGUUGUGUUGGUUUGACUUCUUUUUUAAGAUUGACAGGCUUGUAAUAUUUCAGAAUUUAGCUUUGUCAUUGUGCAGUAUAAACUCAUCUGCAUAUUUCCGUCUCUCAUGUAGAAAAAUUUAAAAAAAUCAUCUCAAGAUACGAUCGAGAUUCUCGAUCUGUGAGCA
Elaeis guineensis (African oil palm) is the source of this 2899-nucleotide messenger RNA. RefSeq names its product cyclic nucleotide-gated ion channel 17-like. Lineage: Eukaryota; Viridiplantae; Streptophyta; Magnoliopsida; Arecales; Arecaceae. Gene Ontology annotation, molecular function: voltage-gated potassium channel activity. Gene Ontology annotation, biological process: potassium ion transport; transmembrane transport. Gene Ontology annotation, cellular component: membrane. The record is from RefSeq and is a predicted model, not a curated record.